AUGAUAAAAAGAAAAAUAUAUUUUACAUUAGUUAUUUUAGCUGUUUUAAGCACAGUCGAAAUAGAUAAAAAAUGGAAUAAAUAUGCAAAUGCAUGGUUUGGGCGCGGGGAGCCAGAAGAUGAUGAUUAUAACCAUACAAAAUUAUAUAAGGUGCUAGAAGUAGAUAAAUAUGCAAGUACUGAAGAAAUAAAAAAGGCUUAUAGGAAAUUAUCCAAAAAAUAUCAUCCAGAUAAAGCAAAAGAUAAGAAUUCAAAUAAUCGUUUUAAUGAAAUAGCUGAAGCUUAUGAAAUAUUAAGUGAUGAAGAAAAAAGAAGAGCGUAUGAUCAUUAUGGAUUAGACGCCGCAAAGAAUGUGGAAAGUAAUAAAAUGGAUGAUGAUCCAUCAGAUCAUUUUAAUAUUUAUGAAAGUUUUUUUGGUGGUGGUUUUAGAAGAGAAGAAGUAAAAAAAGCAGAAAGUCUAAUAUUACCAAUAGAAUUGAAUUUAGAACAAUUAUAUAAAGGAGAUAUAUUUUCGAUAUAUUAUACAAGGGAUGUAAAAUGCUUAAGAAGUGAUGAUUGUAUUACGAAAAAAAAAGAAUGUAGUGGAAAAGGGUAUAGAACAGUAACACAACAAGUUGCUCCAGGUUUUAUUAUGCAAAAUAAAAUAAGAGAUGAUAAUUGUAUAGAUAGGGGAAAAGCAUGGGAUUCAAACUGCUCAUAUUGCCCAAAUGGAUUAAUUGAAGAAAAAAGUAUUGAAUUAACAUUAGAAAUCGAACCUGGAACUAAAAAUAAUGAUAAAAUUUUAUUUGAAAAAAAAGGAAAACAACAAAUUGGCCAUGAAAAUGGAGAUUUAAUUUUUCUUGUUCAAACAAAAAGCCAUAAGGUGUAUGAAAGAAAAAAUAGCGAUUUACAUCAAACAUAUCAAAUUAGUUUAAAGGAUGCUUUAAUUGGAUUCUCAAAAGAUAUACAUCAUAUUAGUGGUACACCUAUUCGUAUAACCAAAAAUACCGUCACUUUCCAUAAUGAAGUUCUUAAAGUACAAAAUAAAGGUAUGCCGAUUAAAAAUUCAAGUCAAUAUGGCAAUCUUUACAUUAAAUUUUUAGUACAAUUUCCUGAUAAAUUAACAGAGAAACAAAAACAAGCCAUUGUUGAUUUGUUCUAA
Molecule: messenger RNA, 1140 nt
Organism: Plasmodium vinckei vinckei
Lineage: Eukaryota; Apicomplexa; Aconoidasida; Haemosporida; Plasmodiidae
Product: DnaJ protein, putative
Exons: 1
Coding region: 1-1140 (379 amino acids)
Biological process (GO): protein refolding
Cellular component (GO): cytoplasm
Molecular function (GO): Hsp70 protein binding
Source: RefSeq, a predicted model, not a curated record